AUGUCAGUUAUGGUGGUAAAAGGAGACCCUAAACGCUCUGCAGUAGAACGUCUACAAAACUACCUUUAUCAUGCGAACAAACGACGGGGCCAGUAUUUAUCCUCUCUUUGGCCGCGGAUGUCUGUCGUUGAGAUUACACCGACAAAGUCUGUGUUCGAGUUGACCGUUACUGACGAUGACUGCAAUGGAUUGGGAAACUUGCAUGGUGGAUGUACUGCUAGUCUUAUCGAUGUUUGUUCUACUGGUGCUAUAAUCGCAGCCGCGACAAAGUAUUUCAUAUACGGGGGCGUAUCUAAUGACUUGACGAUAAGCUACGUUUCAGCUGCCAAAGAAGGAAUAAAAAUACUGGGCAGGUCGUCGCAAUGGGAAGCCACACCAAGUUCAACACAAGACCUUUCAUCGGCUAUUUUUAAUCUUGCGUCACCAGCUGUUCCAAUCCUCGCUCAUAACCCUCUAACUAUAACAGUCGAUUAUCACAAUCAAAAGUUUCUCUACCUUUCACUUUGGUCAACAUCUUCCAAAAAUUUAUCCGUAAACACCCGAGUGAUAAAAGACGAGUUUUGUAUUGGAAUCGAAAGGGUCGCGCAAGAGGGAGUACUCGAGGGAGUACUUGAUGGGGUACUUGAGGGGGUACUUGAGGGAGUGUUGGAGGGGGUAUUGAUAGGAGAACUUAAUUGUGUCGAGUAG
Molecule: messenger RNA, 687 nt
Organism: Paraglomus brasilianum
Lineage: Eukaryota; Fungi; Glomeromycota; Glomeromycetes; Paraglomerales; Paraglomeraceae
Source: the annotation of a GenBank genome assembly